CCCUUCCCUCUCCUCCUUUCUUUGCAAACCCCCAAACACUUCAUCACAGUUCACACUCUCACCGUCUCUCUACCUUCCGAUGACAACCCCGGCGGCUCUCCUCCUCUUCUCCCUCCUCCUCAUCUUCCACAAUGCAGGUCGAUGUGUCGUCAACGACGACGGUCACAAUGAUCAACAAAUGCAACCACCCAGUCUGGCCCGGGAUCCAGCCGGGCUCGGGAAGCCCAAUCCUCGCCCGCGGCGGCUUCCACCUCCCGCCCAACAAGGCUCAAACCCUAACCCUCCCGCCCCUCUGGUCCGGCCGCUUCUGGGGCCGCCACGGCUGCUCCUUCGACGCCUCGGGACGCGGCCGCUGCGCCACCGGCGACUGCGGCUCCCUCUACUGCAACGGCCUCGGCGGCGCCCCGCCGGCAACCCUCGCCGAGAUCACCCUCGGCCGCGACCAGGACUUCUACGACGUCAGCCUCGUCGACGGCUAUAACAUCGCCAUGGCCAUCACCCCUGUCAAGGGGACCGCCGGGAAGUGCAGUACCGCCGGGUGCGUGAGCGAUUUGAACCUGAUGUGCCCCGCCGGGCUGCAGGUGAGGUCGCGUGACGGGCGGCGCGUGGUCGCGUGUAAAAGCGCGUGCUCUGCUUUUAACUCGCCGAGGUACUGCUGUACCGGCGCGUACGGGAACCCGCAGACCUGUAAGCCGACGGCGUACUCCAGGAUCUUCAAGGCGGCUUGCCCGAGAGCGUAUUCUUAUGCUUAUGAUGAUCCCACCAGCAUCUCUACUUGUACCGGCGGCAACUAUUUGGUCACUUUCUGCCCUCCCCGCCGCCGUUGAUCGGCUGGCUGUUUUUGUUGGGAGCUUUCGGUCUGGAUCUUGGGUAGUAGUGUAAUUUGCGCUAGUUUGGGGAACUUGUUGUAUUAGUAAUAAUUUUGUUAAUUUUGGAGAUUUGUUAUGCUGUACUGUAUUAGUAUUAUUAAUAUAUAGUAAGCUUGAAUUUGUCGGAGUACUUAUGUCGGUUGCUUGGGAAAUGCUUGAGGAGUAAUAUGGUUUAUUAUUAUCCUAUAU
This is a messenger RNA of Linum tenue, 1058 nucleotides long. Lineage: Eukaryota; Viridiplantae; Streptophyta; Magnoliopsida; Malpighiales; Linaceae. The record is from the annotation of a GenBank genome assembly.